AUGCCAAUCAGCUACAGUGAUAUUCACACUAAUAGCGACCGCGACAGUGAGAACAGCAACAGAAUCGACGAAGGCACCGACAUCACCAUUUCCAAUCCACUAGCUGAAACCCAGGGGCUGCUUGUCACAGUGCGGGGGCAGGAAUAUGAAGCGCUAGGAUCAAUACCUGACUCAUGCUUACAACCGGCAGCAAACUCUGACCCGAGCGCUCUUGUACUGGGAUCUUAUGAUAGCUUAGCAGACCAUCAACUAAGCUCCGAAAACAGACCCACACAAUCGAAUGAAAACGUGAACUUCAGUCCACGACUUCGAGAUUUUGAAGACAGCUAUCCAUUCGAUCUUUCAACACACGCUGUCUUCUCUCAACCAUUCGACCUCUCGGCAGGCGCCAUCUUCGCCAGUGUACAGUCGCCCGAAAAUUUGUCGGUUUGCAUUGCGGGACAAGAUCGCUCACCACCGGCUACAGACACUAUGUACAGCUUAAGAACAAACGCGAUCUUCCCAGAUACGACUACAAGCUUCGGUACGGAAGCGGCAGAAAGCUUAAGGGCCGGCACCAUCAACAUCAGACAGAGCCAUAACGAGUAUAUGGCCACGAACGCAGUUUGA
Messenger RNA from Rhinocladiella mackenziei CBS 650.93, 609 nucleotides. RefSeq lists its product as uncharacterized. Lineage: Eukaryota; Fungi; Ascomycota; Eurotiomycetes; Chaetothyriales; Herpotrichiellaceae. Bases 1 to 609 code for a protein of 202 amino acids. The transcript is spliced from 2 exons. The record is from RefSeq and is a predicted model, not a curated record.